Molecule: messenger RNA, 1897 nt
Organism: Siniperca chuatsi (mandarin fish)
Lineage: Eukaryota; Metazoa; Chordata; Actinopteri; Centrarchiformes; Sinipercidae
Product: E3 ubiquitin-protein ligase RNF14-like
Exons: 7
Coding region: 104-1717 (537 amino acids)
Biological process (GO): ubiquitin-dependent protein catabolic process; protein polyubiquitination; positive regulation of proteasomal ubiquitin-dependent protein catabolic process
Cellular component (GO): cytoplasm; ubiquitin ligase complex
Molecular function (GO): ubiquitin conjugating enzyme binding; ubiquitin protein ligase activity; zinc ion binding
Source: RefSeq, a predicted model, not a curated record
AUCAUACAGAUGAGUCAACAGAGGGACGGGCAACAGACCGGGAGCAGGCCGCCAUCGUUGCGAGGAGGAAGUGAAGUUUGUUGCAGUGUUGGGGACAGGAGGUAUGAUUGCGGACAUGGUGGAGCAGGAAGACGAACUGCUCGCUCUCCAUAGUAUCUUUGGAUCGGAGGAGUUCGUCCGGGAUGAGUCGAAGUCUGCCGGAGAAAUCCGAGUAUCUGUUGAGCUUCCUGCAGACUUCACUGUGGUUCUGAAAGAAGGUGAAACGCUGAGGCAGUAUGAGAUAUCAUUCCUUCCACCUCUGCUUCUGACCUUUGAACUCCCCGAGGACUACCCAUCCUCCUCCCCUCCCUCCUUCACCCUCACCUGCAGCUGGCUGACGCACACACAGCUCACUGCACUGGGGGCUCAGCUCACUGAUCUCUACCAGGCCACUGGAGGCGCUGUGGUGCUCUUUUCCUGGGUGCAGUUUCUUAAAGAAGAUGCCCUCAGGUUCCUGGACAUCCAUACUCUGCUCGAGCUCCCCUCUGAUGAACAGAGCACCCAGUACUAUAGCCAGGACUCAUUAAAUGCUGCACUGUCAGAACCAAAUAAUAAUCAACACACUCCAAAGUCAGAACCCUCAGAUAACCAAAGUUGUAAUGUCUCAGAUCCUUCAACCUCAGACUGGACCAGCACAGACUUGCAGGGAGCUGUGGCAUUAGACUCCUGCAAGGCUAAUCAGAAAAAUUCACCGUUCGACCACAGCAAAGUCCAACUAGAUCAAAGUGGACAAGGAGCUGCUUCUCUGCCAAUCCACCCCAGAGAAUCCCCUCAAAAUGAAGACCAAACCCUCUCUGGUCUCUCCCUAACUCCGUCACAAACUCUCCUGUCCCAGCUCUUGAUCUAUGAUGCGGCCCAGAAUCGGAAAGCGUUUGCCACCACGGUGUUUGACUGUGGUGUGUGUUUUAUGGGCUGGCUCGGUUCGGUGUGUGUGCAGUUGCCUGAGUGUGGCCACAUCUUCUGCCAGACCUGUCUCGCCCAGUUCUGUAAGCUCCAGAUAACAGAGGGGAACGUCCAGGGUGUCAUCUGUCCUCAGGCAGACUGCACUGCAACCCCUACACCUGCACAGGUGAAGAGUCUGGUAGGGGAGGAGCUGUUCAGCCGCUACGAUCGUCUCCUGCUACAAAAUACUCUGGACUGUAUGCCUGAUGUGACGUACUGUCCUCGGCGCUCCUGUGGUUCGGCCGUCAUUCAGGAGAAGUCCAGCACUGCAGCAAUGUGCUCUGUGUGUGGCUUUGCCUUCUGUGUCACCUGCAGAAAGACAUACCAUGGUGCAGAUGACUGUCAGGGAAAGCAGAACACGAACAAACUGACAGAAAAAGACUCACAGCAAGCCCGUAUAGACCUGCCACAGUCACAAGAGGGGAUACAAGCUCUGUUGGACGACUAUGCCAGAGGCAGUAAGCAGAGGCAGCAACUCCUGGAGAGCCGAUACGGCCGCAAGAUACUGCAGGUCACUGUGGAGGAGUGUCUGAGUGAGGACUGGAUGGCCUUCAAUAGCAAGAACUGUCCUCACUGCUUCUGCAGAAUACAGAAGGACGGAGGAUGUAACAUGAUGAUGUGCUCUCGGUGUAGACAGCGGUUCUGCUGGGCCUGCCUCACCCGACUGCCAACAAAGCGUGCAGGCACUCACUUUGUGGACAGUCCCUGCUCAAUCUACCAAUACCACCCGACCUAGUGCUUCGGCUACUUUUACCGCCAGCCACUGGCUACCAGCCACGGAGGGAAUAAAGUUUUGCAUGUGUUAUGCUAUGUUCAAAUCUGUUUGAUUUAAAAGUGCACUUUUAACAGACACCUGGCAAUGCACAUGAAUGCAAAUGCGUAAAAAAACAAAAUAAAAAAACCCGAGGAUGUGGAA